Molecule: messenger RNA, 429 nt
Organism: Daldinia decipiens
Lineage: Eukaryota; Fungi; Ascomycota; Sordariomycetes; Xylariales; Hypoxylaceae
Exons: 2
Coding region: 1-429 (142 amino acids)
Source: RefSeq, a predicted model, not a curated record
AUGAGGUCUAUCGACUCAGCCGUUUUUUCCAUAAUGACCAACCUAAUUGUGGGAGUGUUGGCGGAAACUAGUGAGUUUCAAACAUGCUAUAGAAUCGACGGUGCUGUUCUUCCGAAUGCCGUCAGAUGUGAAAACCCCGUGGAUUAUCUGCGAGAAGGGUGUACCGAUUACUCGUGGAGUGAUACAGCAUGUUUUCAGGUCUGUCCGUGGUACGUAUCAGCUACUACAGUUGAAUCGGCGUCGCCCCCUACACUAGUCAUUAGCACGGGCAGCGAUAUAUCAACAGGGCUUCUUACAGGCGAAGCGACACGUACUGGGUCAAUACCCCCGAGUCAAUAUACGAAUGCCAGCGCAGGCCCUACAGAGAGCGGGAGUUCAUCUACCAAUGCCAACUUAUCAACCGCACUAGGUGCAGCGGGAUACCUUUGA